Penicillium pulvis is the source of this 654-nucleotide messenger RNA. RefSeq names its product putative IgE-binding protein. The transcript is spliced from 2 exons. NCBI's taxonomy places the organism in Eukaryota, Fungi, Ascomycota, Eurotiomycetes, Eurotiales, Aspergillaceae. The record is from RefSeq and is a predicted model, not a curated record. The coding region runs from base 1 to 654 and encodes 217 amino acids.
AUGAAGAUUUCCGCUCUGCUCUCCCUUGUCCCCCUCGUCGCUGCCCUCCCGGGCUCGCGCGUCGGCACCACUAAGGCUAAGGACGUCAACACUCCCUUCGGCGUCACUGCCGCCCGCUCCGGCUCUCCCAUCCACUUCCUCCCCCUGACUGCCUCCGGCAGCCACUUCUUCCUCGGCGGCAAGAGCUCCACCUACUGCCCCAGCGAGGUCGUCCCCGGCUGCGCCGGCCGCACCAACGACACCAUCAUCUACGGCCAGUCCGCUCUUGAUGUUGUCGUUCCCGGUGGCCAAAGCAUCUACGUCGCUCCCUCCGGCGCUCUGAGCUUCACCACCCCCCACUCCGGCUACAUCCCCGCCGGCUCGUCCCAGGGUCCUUUCGUGUACACCCCCGGUGCCUCCGGUAACCCUCUCGGUACCUGGACUUACUCCGGCCAGGGCGCUUCCGGCUUCAUGGCUUGCCCCGUGCCUGCUUCUAACUCUGGCUCUGCUGCUGCCCGCCGUGCUGCUGCUGCUGCUCCUCCCACUUGGCAGGUGUAUGCUGCUCAGCAGAAUGCCACCGUCCCUACUGGUAACGUUACUGACUGCCUGGGCUUCGAUGCUCUUGCUGUUGGCAUGAACGUUACUUCUAACAGCCUUGCCUGGGAGUACAUCUAA